Messenger RNA from Hevea brasiliensis (rubber tree), 2184 nucleotides. RefSeq names its product cytochrome P450 81Q32. The record is from RefSeq and is a predicted model, not a curated record. Lineage: Eukaryota; Viridiplantae; Streptophyta; Magnoliopsida; Malpighiales; Euphorbiaceae. The transcript has 2 exons. Gene Ontology annotation, molecular function: iron ion binding; monooxygenase activity; oxidoreductase activity, acting on paired donors, with incorporation or reduction of molecular oxygen. The coding region runs from base 197 to 1690 and encodes 497 amino acids.
UUCAUCGUCCAGUUGAGCCUUCUACUGGUGGACUAGUAGAUAAAUCUCCAUAUCUCGUCGCCAUAAUUAAUUAAGGAAAAGUCAAUUCCAUACCUGCUAUUGAGUCGUUGCCUAGAUCGAUGUGCAAUGACUUCCCCAAUAUAAUACAUUAGCAGCAAUUGAAAUUUGGGGCACACUACUCCAAUAGAAUUCAUGCAUGGAACCUGCCUUGUUGAUCAGUUCCUCUGUAUCGAUUCUCUUCCUCCUCCUCCUUUGGUUACACACAACUAGAAGAGCAAGAAAUCUGAAACUUCCGCCAAGCCCGCCUGCUCUUCCAGUUCUUGGUCAUCUCCAUCUUCUCAAGCAACCGUUUCACCGCACUCUUCACAAUCUUUCUCAGAAAUAUGGUUCCAUCUUCUCUCUCCAGCUGGGAACCUACUCUGUAAUCGUUGUGUCGUCUAUGUCAGCUGUCGAAGAAUGCUUCACCAAAAAUGAUAUAGUUCUCGCGAAUCGCCCUCCCCUCAUCAUGGGAAAGUACCUGAGCUACAACCACACCACCCUUGGCACAGCCCCCUAUGGUGACCAUUGGCGCAACCUUCGCCGGAUAUGUGCUCUUGAAAUCUUGUCAACCAAUCGUCUCAAUAAAUUUGUAGGCAUCCGAAGAGACGAGAUCAAGAUUUUCCUUGAGAAAAUCUAUCGUGUUUCUAGCCAAGAUUUUGCCAAGGUAGAGCUGAGACCAAUGCUUUCAGAACUAACUUUUAAUAUAAUUACGCGAAUGGUCACAGGGAAGAGAUAUUGUAGCGGUGAGGAUGCAACACAAAUCGAUGAGGCAAACCAGUUUAGGGAGAUGAUAAGGGAGAUUUUUAUAUAUGCAGAGGCUUCAUAUCCAGGAGAUUUCUUGCCAAUUUUACAGUGGUUUGAUUAUCAAGGUUAUACGAAGAAAGUGAAGGAACUUGCUAAAAGAAACGAUGUGCUGUUGCAAGGUCUCAUCGAUGGGCAUAGAAAUGAAAAGGGUAGAAACUCAAUGAUCAGCCACUUGCUUUCUUUGCAGGAAUCGCAGCCGGAAUAUUAUACAGAUGAAAUUAUCAAAGGCCUUGUAGUGGAUAUCGUAUUUGCUGGCACUGAAUCAUCAGCUCUUACAUUAGAAUGGGCAAUGUCCAACCUGCUUAACAAUCCACAAGUGCUUGAGAAAGCUAAGAAAGAGUUAGACUUUGAAAUUGGUCAAGAAAGCUUAAUGGAUGAAUCAGAUGUUUCAAAGUUACCCUAUCUUCAGAGCAUCAUAUUAGAGACUCUUCGAUUGCAUCCUGCAGGUCCACUGCUUCUCCCACAUUUGUCACACAGCGACUGCACUAUACAAGGAUACGAUGUGCCAAGCAAUACAAUAGUAUUUGUUAAUGCAUGGGCUAUACACAGGGACCCUCAGCUGUGGGAUGAUGCAGGGAAAUUUAAGCCUGAGAGGUUUGAAGGAGCUCAAGGUGAGCCCUACAACUCCAAGUUCUUGCCAUUCGGCCUUGGCAGGAGGGCUUGUCCAGGAAUGGGUCUUGCGAAUAGGGUUAUAGGCUUCACUUUGGGAUGUAUGAUCCAAUGCUUUGAAUGGAUGAGGGUAAAUGCUCAAGAAGUUGACAUGACUGAAGGGAUUGGGCUCACAAUGCCUAAGGCUAAGCCGCUGGAGGCCAUGUGCAAAGCACGUGAUAUCAUGAAAAUUUCAUAAGCAGACUUGGGUAUUACAUAUAAACUUUUUAUCUUUACCUAAAUUUGCAUCUGAUCUUUGUCCUCUGCUUUUAGAUCCACAAGGUUUAUUUUGUAACUCUCGAAGAUACAAGAAAGUCUUUAGAUUUGACUCCAUGUGAACUCGGAUAAGAGAUGUGUUGAUGUUAUUCAGGAUGCUUAACAGGAAAGUGGACUAGGGUUUGGUAGUGCAGUGAAGGAUAGACUGCGUUCUUAUACUGUGGAAUUGCAGAGAUGGAUAUGGAUAGAGUUGAGUUGAGUUUCUCUAAUUAUGAUAUGCGCGCCUGUUAUUAUGAUGUUAUGGAUACGUGUGAUUUUAAGAUUGAGUAGAACUCUCUAUUAUAUUUGAGUACUGUAUGUUAAUUGUAUAUGUUGAGUUCUAUGUUGCCCCGUGUGUUGAAUUGAGAGUGAAUUGAGCCCCCCAACGCAAGUGUUUGUUGUCCUUACAUUGCUAAUUCAUAUUCUUGUUGUGGAUCA